CAUAAUAAGAACUAGGUUCUCUUAGUAGUCUGUGAUAAUAAGUAACGUAAUAUAUAAUAAUAACGCAAAAAUAUAGUUUUCCCACUAGUAAACUGAAAAAAUUGCAUAGUACCAACUAGUGGCUUAUUGGUCAGGCAGUGUACACUAUCAGUCACAAAACAACCGAAGAUAAUUUAAGUCUUAUGUUUUAUACCAUUCAAUAAACAUAAGUUGUGCAUGUCGCAUAUUGUUCUGCUUUAUUAUCGUGUGCACAAUUGGAAGUUUGAUUGCAAUUUUACGAUUGAUUUGCUGUUUAUAUACUUACCAUGUUAUACACAACACUAUAUCAUCAGCCAAAAUACAGUUGUAGUUAUUUCUUAGUCAAAAUGAAGACCGCAGUAACUGUACUGCAAGAGAUGAUGGUGAAGCUUGGUCAGACUCCGGAAUAUGAGUGUAUAUCACAGACUGGACCUCAGCACUUGGCAAUGUUCGAGUAUCGCUGUAUGGCUCGGGGCGUGGUGGUGACGGCGGAGGCACGCUCAAAGAAGGAUGCGAAGCAGGAGGCGGCGCGCCGCAUGCUGCAGGCGCUGGCGGCGCGCGGCGAGCCCGUACCACCGCCCUAUGGGCUCCUGCACCCCCCUUCUUCGUCAUAUCCAACAAUGCCGGGUGUGGGCAGUGCGACCGCGACGCCUGCGAUGGGAUCGCACAGCUUCGUGGCGCUACUGAAGGAUCUAUGCGAGGAGUACCGGCUGCCGGGAGUAGAGUACGAGUUAGUGAGCGACAUGGGCCCGCCACAUUACCGCCUGUUCACGAUCCGCGCGCGAGUUGGAGCACACGAGCGGUUCGCCACCUCUACAACCAAAAAGGCCGCUCGCCAGCAAGCUGCUGAACAACUAUACACCUACAUGCGCGAAAAUCUUGCGCGCCUCACCAAAGAUUUCGUAGAGGAAGAAGCGUUGGUGCGUGCGCACGAGCGCGCUAUGGAACGUUAUGUAGAGGUGCGUGAAGAGGUCAGCUGGCGCCCGCACCUCGGCCAACGUGUCGCUGAUUAUCAUCUAGGAUUACGAACACAUAUAGAUCCGGAUAAGUGUGAACUGGCGCAGGCUGCAUUAGCGGAGUUGGAUAAUAGUGAGGAUAAGGCGAAGCCCGAGGAUGUGCUGCAGGCGGCGGUGGCGGCGCUGGGGCUCACACUGACGUGUACCUCUCCGGAGUCCGAGAGCGGAGCCCUGUGCCUGCUGGAGCUCGCGCCCACCUCGCCCGCCCUCACCUUCGCUGGCUGCACCCCGCGCGUCGCCACUCUCAGUGCGCUACAAUAUUUGCGUCUUGCACUCGCUUAUGAAGACACAUCCAAAGUGUAACCGCCUUAAUGUUGUACUUUCAUGUGCUGGAAAAACGUAACCCUGGAGAAAUUGCCUUGUAAAUCUGCCCUGACAUGGUAAUGUGACCAGUGAUGUGCCAUUACCAGGAACAUUCCCACUUUGAAAAUGUUCCCGGCACUAAAAAGGCGCAAAGCUUAUGUAAACAUGUUAUUACCUAACCUUUAGGCAGAUCAGACCAUAGU
This is a messenger RNA of Pectinophora gossypiella (pink bollworm), 1540 nucleotides long. RefSeq lists its product as uncharacterized. Bases 306 to 1337 code for a protein of 343 amino acids. The transcript has 6 exons. The record is from RefSeq and is a predicted model, not a curated record. Lineage: Eukaryota; Metazoa; Arthropoda; Insecta; Lepidoptera; Gelechiidae.